Messenger RNA from Rhododendron vialii, 2133 nucleotides. RefSeq names its product protein DETOXIFICATION 51. Gene Ontology annotation, cellular component: membrane. The record is from RefSeq and is a predicted model, not a curated record. The coding region runs from base 156 to 1751 and encodes 531 amino acids. Gene Ontology annotation, molecular function: antiporter activity; xenobiotic transmembrane transporter activity. Gene Ontology annotation, biological process: xenobiotic detoxification by transmembrane export across the plasma membrane. Lineage: Eukaryota; Viridiplantae; Streptophyta; Magnoliopsida; Ericales; Ericaceae. The transcript has a single exon.
CCCCCAUACGCCGCAACACAAUACAGAGAGAGAGUGUGUGUGUUUUAGAGAGAGAAAGAGUGCUCUUCACGAGAGUAUCUCUGAAAAAAAAAAAAAAACCAUAAACAGAGAGAGUGAGAGGAAUCAAACAGAACUUCAAUAGCUCAAAAUUCACUAUGUGCAGCUCAAAAAACGCCGCCUCCGACGCCGCCACCACCAUCGCCGUCGCGAACCACCACAGCCACCCCUCCCCACAAACCCAUUUCUACAUCGACCUUUCCUCCCUCCCAUCCAUCGCCAAACACCCCCCCGAAAAACAAGCACCACCACCACCUCAACAAUCCCCGUACCCAAACACCCACAAUAUCCUCACCGAGACCAAACACCUCUUCACUCUCUCUCUCCCCAUCGCCCUCACCGCCCUCAUAUUCUACUCUCGCUCCAUAAUCUCCAUGCUCUUCCUCGGCCGCCUGGGCGACACCGAGCUGGCCGCCGGCUCCCUCGCCAUCGCUUUCGCCAACAUCACCGGCUACUCCAUCCUCUCCGGCCUGGCCCUCGGCAUGGAGCCGCUCUGCUCCCAGGCGUUCGGCGCGAGCAGGCCGAAGCUCCUCUCCCUCACCCUCCACCGCUUCGUCAUAUUCCUCCUCGCCUCCUCCGUCCCCAUCUCCUUCCUCUGGUUCAACAUUUCGAGAAUCCUUCUUUUCUUUAAACAAGACCCAGAAAUCACCAGCUUGGCCCACACCUUUCUGAUUUUCUCCCUCCCCGAUUUGUUCACUAAUUCUUUCGUCCACCCGAUACGCAUUUACCUUCGCGCCCAAGGCAUCACGUACCCGCUCACAUUCUCAACCCUCGCUGGCACCAUCGUCCAUUUCCCGAUAAAUAUCUUGUUCGUUUCCAAACUCCGGCUUGGGGUGUCGGGCGUCGCGGCCGCCUCCGCCGUGUCGAACUUCGCCGUGCUGGUGGCAUUGGUUUUGUACGUGUGGGUUUCGGGGUUGCACGAGCCGACGUGGUGCGCGCCGAGCCGGGAGUGUUUGACCGGCUGGAAGCCGCUCGUGAAGUUAGCCGCGCCGAGCUGCGUUUCGGUUUGCCUCGAGUGGUGGUGGUACGAGUUCAUGAUUGUAUUGUGUGGGGUUUUGGUGGACCCCAAGGCCACGGUGGCAUCGAUGGGCGUGCUUAUCCAAACGACGUCGUUGAUUUACGUGUUCCCGUCGUCUCUCGGGUUCGCGGUUUCCACCCGGGUCGGGAACGAGCUCGGGGCGAACCGGCCUGACAAGGCCCGGAUGUCCGCUAUCGUCUCGAUAUUUCUGGCUGCGGUGAUGGGCGUGGCCGCAAUGGUUUUCGCGUCCGGGAUGAGGUACAAGUGGGCCCGGAUGUUCACCGACGACGCCGAAAUCCUGAAGCUAACGUCGGCCGCGCUGCCGAUCCUGGGGCUCUGCGAGCUCGGGAACUGCCCUCAGACAGUCGGGUGCGGAGUGGUUCGGGGAACCGCCCGCCCGACCACCGCCGCCAAUGUGAACCUCGGGGCAUUCUAUCUGGUGGGCAUGCCCGUGGCGAUCGGGCUCGGGUUAUGGCUCGGGGUCGGGUUCGUUGGGCUCUGGCUUGGGCUUCUGUCGGCCCAGGUUUGUUGUGCCGGGCUGAUGUUGUAUGUGGUUGGGACUACAGACUGGCAUUAUCAAGCUGAUAAAGCUCAGACGCUAACGUGCACAGGAUGCGCAGAUAACGGACCUCCUCCUCGGGAUUGUGACGAAGAAGAGCAACAUCCCUUGACUUAGACGUCAUCAUGAUAAGAAAAUUCAACUGACCAUAAUGGAAGGAUCCGGUUUUUCUACGGUUUGACUGCUGAGAAGGAUGUAUAGUCUAAUUUGAACUGUUUAUAUUUAUAAUUAAUGGUUUAAAUGUGUUGAAUCUUUUACUAGUAAAAAUAUAUUAUUACCGGUAAAAGAUUCAAAACAAAUUUGAAUCAUUAAAAACGUUAAUCGACGGUUGCGAUCACUUAGACUACAUCUGUAGUCCAAAUCUGGCCAGCAGACGAACCAUAUCCUAAUAGAAGACCCCCACGUAACUUCAUUCUUUCUUUUCCAUUGUAAUCUUUGUAUUUUUGUGUUUUGUAUUUGUGAAUUAUUAGUAGUAUGAUUUUUUUUUUUGGUUGGGAGA